AUGGACACCAAAAUUCACCCUGCCAUGAAGGUUACUAACAUCAAAAACAUGAUUCCUCUGAUUCUGGAAGACGAAUCCUCUCACUUUACUACCUGGACAACCCUGUUCAAAGUGCACUGUCGUGCGUAUCAGGUGUACGACCAUCUGCAGCCCCGCCCUGCAGUGCCUAUCCCCGCCGGUCCUUCCCCUGAAUCGGACGCAACCACGACCCUUGCUGCCAAAGUCGAGGCUGAUGCUCUUUGGUCUCGUCUUGACGCCACAGUCUUGCAGUGGAUAUAUGGCACAAUCUCGAAACCCCUUCUCCAUAUUAUUUUGGUUCCCGGACAGACCGCAUACGAAGCAUGGACUGCAAUCGCGAACCAUUUCAAUGACAAUAAAAGCGCUCGUCAAAUUCACCUGCAGCAACAGUUUUCCAACAUUCACCUUGACGCCUUUCCGAACAUGGCCGCCUAUUGCCAACAAGUUAAGCAUCUUGCCGAUCAACUGAGCAAUGUCGGUGCACCAGUCAACAAUCAACGCCUCGUCACUCAACUUCUGGCCGGCCUAACCGAAGCCUACGACAGCAUCUCUACUGUUCUACAAAAUCGAGAGCCUCUACCAGAUUUCAGCGAAUGUCGCUCCCGCCUCACCAUGGCUGAAACCACGAAGAAAUCGGUCUCCACACGUGCAGCAACCACUUCGGUGUAA
Molecule: messenger RNA, 687 nt
Organism: Helianthus annuus (common sunflower)
Lineage: Eukaryota; Viridiplantae; Streptophyta; Magnoliopsida; Asterales; Asteraceae
Exons: 1
Coding region: 1-687 (228 amino acids)
Source: RefSeq, a predicted model, not a curated record